CACACUGGCAGGUUUAAAUGUAGAAACACUUUUAUUUGCUGAAAAAAUUUUAUUAUCCUGAAAAAUCACUUCUAAUUACAUCCAUGUUGUCCUGAGCAGCAAAGUUUGUGUGUGUGUGUGUGUGUGUGUGUGUGUGUGUGUGUGUGUGUGUGUGUGUGAAUGUGUGCGUGUGUGUGUGCUUGUGCGUGCAUGUGUGUGUGUGUGCUUGUGCGCAUGUAUGUGUUCAGUAGAAAGGUGCGGCAUAGAUGAUGGUGACGAGUUAGAACUUGUUGUUCUUCCACACUGCGCUCAUGUUGUUCUGACAGAGAGGAGAAGAUUGAACUCGACUUAGAAGAAAGUGGAAUGAAUGUGCUUCAGAAGAAGGUCACACUCAUGUGAUGGUUAUAAAGAAGUGCUGAGUGUCGGGGAUUAGUUCACCAACCUCUCGAUCUCAACAUCUUACUUCUCUGUUCUGAACAAUCCGUGUUGUGUGGUAUUCAGAGGAAACACAAGAUUACAGCUCCACAACCUCGGCCAAUCAGAAGUUAGAACGGCAGUGGGGGCGGGAUGAAGCUCAGCGGAGAUGAGAGUGAAGCGUUUGAUUGACACUAAAACUGUCCAAUGGGAGAAGAGCGCAACGGAGCGAAAAAAACGGGAAUCCACCCAGAGACAAUUAGAGGAGAAAAAAGCGGAUAAAGUUUGGAGUGUGUGAAAGUGCGUCUGCGGUGCGGAUGUGCGCGGAAUCACAAGCGCUUUUCUCCAGAAACAUGUAGAUCCGCCGCCACGGGGAGCUGAAGUAGGAACUGUGGAAUUGCAGGAGGACUCAAAGUGGGUUCGGUUUGGAAUAAAGAUAGAUCUUUCGGAUAAAAGCGCUCAGGAAGUUAUGGGAAGGAAGUAAAAGUGCACGCGGAGAUGAGAAGAGCAGAGGAGAUGGGAUGAUGAUCUACACUUUACCACUUCUGAGCAGAACAUCUUGGAGCUUUGGAUUUGUGAGAUUAUAAAGGUUACAUUACAGAGGUUUAAAGUUAAGAUCUGAGGUGGGUUUGUGUUGAUCUGGAGUGAGGAUGAGCUGGGAGGAAGGAGAGCUGGACUUCAAGCUGAUCUUCGAGGAGGAGCAGCAGCAUCAGGAGAGCACGGUCUCCGAAAGCCAGCUGACGUCUAUACUCAGCCAGCCAAUGGGAAUCCUUCCUUCCCCUCCACCAUCCAAUCACAGGGCUGGCAUGCAUUCCCCACCGCCGAGACGAGCCCUAGUAAGAGAGUUCAGUGGGACGUACGAGAGUCUCCCGGCUCGGUCUGUCCAGGUCUCAGAGUCCCGUGUUUUGGAGUGUCCCAGUAUUCAGAUCACCACCAUCUCCCCUGAUGAUGAAUUUAUACCAGAAGGGGGAACUUAUUGGGACAGAGACCGUCUCUACCUGCCACUCCUAGAUCCCUAUUGUUACCGGGAUAGCAGUAUGGGCGCGGGGUCUCUGAGCCCAAGUCCUGCCUCCAGCCCAUCUUCUCGUGGUUGGCUAAGCCCUGCGUCGAGCUGUGAUUCUCUCCUGGUGGAAGAUGAGGAACUUGGUGAAGCCACCACCCACUUCUGCCUGUCACCCUCAUCCCGACCCACUUCACCAGGAGGCAAAAAACGUAGAAACUCCCCCCUUCCCUCACCAAGCCACUCUCGUAGGGGCAGUUACACCGAAGACCAUGUCCCAUUUUUGGAGAUAGGAGAUUCUGCCCCCCAAUCUCAGGACCACAUCGAGCUAAGUAUCCCUCAGAAAACCAGGAAGACCUCAUUGGAGCAGGUAUCCUCCCGAGACGUGGAACUGGAGCAGAUUUGUGCCCCAAAUACAUCCUGCCCCCCCUCAGACCUGGGGCAACUCAGGAGGGAGCCUCCCACCCUGGGCAUGGACUAUCUAUCUGUACCAAAUACCCUCGGCUGGGGAAGAAACCGCACCAGUGCCCAUAGCCCUAUCUUCAGGUCCAAUGCGUUGCCGCCGCUGGAUUGGCCGUUGCCAUGUCAGUUCGAUCAGUACGAGUUGCGGAUCGAUGUUCAGCCUCGCCCUCAUCAUCGUGCUCACUAUGAGACAGAGGGAAGUCGAGGAGCUGUAAAGGCAUCACCAGGAGGACAUCCUGUAGUGAAGCUGUUAGGAUACGUGGAGCAUCAGUCGCUCUCAUUACAGGUUUUUGUAGGAACUGCAGACGACAGAUCGAUUCGUCCUCAUCCAUUUUAUCAGAUACACAGGGUGACUGGGAAGAUGGUUGGUACAGCCAGUCAGGAGAGCAUGCAGGCUGGAACCAAACUACUGGAGAUUCCUUUAAACCCUGAAACCAACAUGAGUGCACUUAUCGACUGUGCAGGGAUCCUGAAGUUGAGGAACUCUGAUAUCGAGCUGAGGAAAGGAGAGACGGAUGUUGGGAGGAAAAAUACUCGCGUACGAUUGGUCUUCAGGACUCACCUGCCUAUAGCUCCGCCCCUUGGCCAACCUGGACGAGUGUUAGCACUGCAGGUGGCCUCUCAGCCAAUCGAGUGCUCCCAGCGCUCGGCUCAGGAGUUGCCCAUCAUUGAGUCCAUCAGCAUCACCUCCUGUUUGGUAGAGGGAGGGGCGGAGCUUCUGGUCAAUGGCAGCAACUUCCUGCCCACGUCCAGAGUGUUGUUUAUGGAGAGGGGGACGGAUGGCAAACUGCAAUGGGAGGAGGAGGCUCAUGUGGACCGUGACAAAAGCACUGAGAAUGUGUUGUGUAUAUGUGUGCCAGCCUACAGUGAUGUGUGUGUGAGUCAGCCAGUGUGUGUGUGUCUGUACGUGUCCAAUGGCAAGCGCAAAAGGAGCAGCACACACUGCUUUAAAUACCUGCCCAUGCUGUGUAAAGAGGAAGACCCUCUGUUGUCUCGUCCGUCGCUCUUGCUGUUGGAUGGAGUGAUGCCGUUAUACCCACCCCCCUACCCUCCUGAGUACCCUCACCCCACUCCAGGGGGGUAUCAGGAUGAGUUCUGCCCACCACCCGAGACAUCGGAGGACAGGGGGGCUGUAAACGAGUGUGAUCCUUCGUUCCAGAACCUGGAGCUGGGUUUCAGUGACCUGCUCCCACCCCUGUACCCACCCCAGCCAUGGUCCGACUUCCCCUACCUGUCCUCGUCCCCCUCCCCCUCUCACUCCUCCUCCAUCAGCCCAUUUCCCAGCAGCCCCAUCUCCACCUCCCCCCUUCCCCCCCCUCUCCUACCACAUGGCCCCCCUGCCUACCACCAGGAGAGUCACGUGACCUUUAGCAGUGCCCCGCCUAUGCAUCACAUCACGCUGGAUGAAGUGAGUGAGUUUAUCGGUGAGGACAUCAGGAUGUUCCACACAGACAGCAGACCUGCGUAACACCACCAAGCUGCUCCCAUUCACACACAACACAGCAUUUUAUACUUCCGUUAUAAAGUUCCACUUCUGUACAGAAAUAAAUCCUCAACCAUUACUGAAGAAACAAAUGUUUUUUAAAUAAAUUAUCACUUUAUUAAA
Molecule: messenger RNA, 3461 nt
Organism: Silurus meridionalis
Lineage: Eukaryota; Metazoa; Chordata; Actinopteri; Siluriformes; Siluridae
Gene: nfatc4
Product: nuclear factor of activated T cells 4
Exons: 14
Coding region: 1044-3323 (759 amino acids)
Biological process (GO): cytokine production; calcineurin-NFAT signaling cascade; regulation of transcription by RNA polymerase II
Cellular component (GO): transcription regulator complex
Molecular function (GO): transcription factor binding; DNA-binding transcription factor activity, RNA polymerase II-specific; RNA polymerase II cis-regulatory region sequence-specific DNA binding
Source: RefSeq, a predicted model, not a curated record